UUUUUUUUUUUUUUAUAAAGCUACUCUUAUUUAUUUAUUUUGUUUUUUUAUUUUUCUUUUUUAUUUAUUUUUAGUCACAAGGUUAAUUCAAAUAAAUAAAAUAUGGGAGCAAUCCUAAGUUGUAUUGCAUUACCCUCUUUAACGGCAGUUGGAACAUGGAUUACAGGCUGCUUUUCUGCCGCAGCAUGUUCAUUAGCCUGUAAAAGUUGUAAUUGUAACAAUUCAAUAGCUACUCGAAUUGGUUAUGCUAUUAUUUUCUUGUUCAACUCAAUUCUUGCAUGGCUUAUGCUAUCCAAUUGGGCGAUUAAGCAACUAGAACAUCUUACACUUGAUUACAUGAAGUUUGACUGUGCAGAAGGAAGUUGUUAUGGUGUUAUAGGUGUUCAUCGAGUCUCUUUUGCACUUGUAUUAUUCCAUGCUAUUUUAGGUUGUUUAUUAAUAGGUGUUCAUGAUAGUCGACAAAAAAGAGCAGCGAUUCAAAAUGGCUGGUGGGGACCAAAGAUACUUGCUUGGAUUAUUCUCUUAGUGAUCUCGUUUUUUAUCCCUAGUGGGUUCUUUAUGGGAUGGGGUAAUUAUGUCGCAUUAUUUGGAGCUGCUAUUUUUAUUCUUUUUGGACUUGUUUUACUCGUUGAUUUUGCUCAUAGUUGGACAGAACGAUGUAUGGAAAAUUAUGAAUAUCAAGAAUCUAAUAUAUGGAAAUAUAUAUUAAUUAUUGGGACUUUAUUGAUGUUUGCUGGUGCUAUUACUUUGACGGGUAUCAUGUAUGGUUUCUUUGCUACAAACGGAUGCUCUUUAAAUCAAUUCUUUGUGACAUUAAAUUUGAUACUCUGUGUGUUUGUAACAUUAUUAUGUAUUUCACCUCGUAUUCAAGAAGGUAAUCCUAGAUCCGGACUUUCACAAGCGUCUAUUGUUGUUAUCUAUUGUACAUAUCUAGUUCUCUCUGCUGUUGCGAAUGAACCUAAUGAUAAAGAAUGUAAUCCUUUACGUAGAUCGAUUGGCCCUCAAACAACUUCCAUUGUUCUAGGAGCUAUCUUUACUUUCUUGGCUGUUGCCUACUCUACAAGUCGUGCUGCGACUCAAGAUGGUGCAUUGAUUAGUAGAUCAUCAGGUAGACCAAGACUUGAUGACUAUGAACCGUUGGAUACAUCAAGUGCUGUACCAUUAAUGGCAAAUCAAGUAGAAGCAGGUGUCCAACGUAUGAAUACACAAAAUGCUCGUGAACAUUUAAUUGCUGCUGUAGAAGCUGGUGCUUUACCUCGAUCAGUAUUAUAUGAAGAAGAAAAUGAGGAUGAUUCAGAUAGUAAUAUUGAUGACAAAGAUGAUGAAAGAUAUGGAUCUUUAUAUAAUUAUGCUUUCUUUCAUUUUGUAUUCGCCAUUGCUGCUAUGUAUGUCUCGAUGGUAUUGACAAACUGGAACACGAUUCAAUUUAAUGAUGGAGUAGGACAUGAUGGAGGAGAUUUGGUUAGAAUUGGACAAAGUUACACUGCAGUAUGGGUUAAAAUUGUUUCAGGUUGGAUCUGUCAUUUAAUCUACAUUUGGUCUUUAGUUGCACCAGUGUUAAUGCCUGAAAACUUUGCGGAUUAUUAAAAGGUUAAAUACUAUAGUGUAUAAUAUAUGAUGAACGAGUUAUUUAAAAAAUAAAAUAAAAUAAAACA
Molecule: messenger RNA, 1655 nt
Organism: Cokeromyces recurvatus
Lineage: Eukaryota; Fungi; Mucoromycota; Mucoromycetes; Mucorales; Mucoraceae
Product: serine incorporator/TMS membrane protein
Exons: 8
Coding region: 103-1587 (494 amino acids)
Cellular component (GO): membrane
Source: RefSeq, a predicted model, not a curated record